AUGAGUCCAAAGAAGCGCAUAUUGUUGAAUAAAGACCGAAAACGCGAUAACGAAAAGCCAAAGAAGCAUAAAAGGAAUAUAGAUCAAGACCGCGAAACAAAAGAGAAGAAAAAGUAUGAGAUUAACUUUACAGGUUUGUUUCCAGGAUGGGAUUUCGUUGAGAAAGAUAGAUCCUAA
Messenger RNA from Sclerotinia sclerotiorum 1980 UF-70, 177 nucleotides. RefSeq lists its product with no specific name. The transcript has a single exon. The record is from RefSeq and is a predicted model, not a curated record. The coding region runs from base 1 to 177 and encodes 58 amino acids. Lineage: Eukaryota; Fungi; Ascomycota; Leotiomycetes; Helotiales; Sclerotiniaceae.